GCGCGGUUGCGGUGGCAGCGGGGAAGAUGGCGGCGGUGAUUCAAAACGUUGUGAAGAACAUCGGUGAGCAGUACUACAAGGAUGCCAUUGAGCAAUGUCACAACUACAAUGCCAGGCUGUGUGCGGAGAGGAGUGUGAGACUGCCUUUCCUCGACUCCCAGACAGGAGUGGCACAGAGUAACUGCUAUAUCUGGAUGGAGAAACGGCACCGGGGACCUGGAAUGGCCCCAGGACAACUGUACACUUAUCCUGCCCGUCGCUGGAGGAAGAAGAGGCGAGCUCACCCCCCUGAGGACCCUCAUCUCAGCUUCGCAGCUCUCAAACCAGAGCUUGAUUUGGGGUUGAAGAAGGACAGUCUGGUGCCCCCUGAUGGCAGUAGUCUGGAGGCAUUGCUGCGAGGGGAGGCAGUGGAUAAACAGCGAGGACUAUCCGACCACCGAGAUGACGACAGCCUUAAUGACUACCCUGUGAACAACAGCAGAGCGAGGAAGAGAAUCCUGGAUCCGGAUGAUUUCCUGGACGAUCUGGAUGAUGAAGAUUAUGAGGAAGAUCUCCCGAAGCGGCGGAGUAAAGGCCGAGCCAAGGGUAAAGGAGUUGGCAGGAGUGCGAGAAAGAAAGCAAUGGAUGCUGCUGCAAUUGAGGAUCGAGAGAAACCAUAUGCUUGUGACAUCUGUGGCAAGCGUUACAAGAAUCGCCCGGGCCUCAGCUAUCACUACGCACAUUCCCACCUGGCGGAUGAAGAGGGGGACGAUGAGAAAGACCUGGAACCUCAGAUCCCCAUAUCCCACAGAAGGGAGGAACGUAAGUUGGGUCGACCUCCAGGCGACUUCAGAAAAUUGAAAGCAGCAAAGAAAGGACCCGAUGGUUUGGCUUUGCCCAACAAUUACUGUGAUUUUUGCCUGGGUGAUUCAAGACUAAACAAGAAGACAGGACAGUCGGAGGAGCUGGUGUCGUGCUCUGACUGUGGCCGUUCAGGACACCCUUCAUGCCUCCAGUUCACACCAGUGAUGAUGGCUGCAGUGAAGACUUACCGGUGGCAGUGUAUCGAGUGUAAAUGCUGCAACUUGUGCGGCACCUCAGAGAAUGAUGACCAGCUCUUAUUCUGUGAUGACUGUGACCGUGGCUACCACAUGUACUGCCUUACCCCACCAAUGUCGGAGCCCCCUGAAGGAAGCUGGAGCUGUCGUCUGUGCCUGGAUACUCUGAAGGAAAAGGCCUCAAUUUACCAAAACCCCAACCCUCCUCCCUCCUAAUGCACCCGUUUGGAAGUGUAGGGGCUCUGGCGGGGGCAGGGUAUAAGGAGGGCAUCAAGUGGCAUUACAAGUGUUGUUAGUCAGUAAAAGUCAGCAGCAGUGAGUAGCACUGUCUGCCACUCUCAGACAGUCACCUGUAGAGGCUUGUGGCUGUGUGUGUGUGUGUGUCUGUGUGUGUGUUCCUGUGUGUGUGUAGGGGGUGCUGAGUGUGUGUUGCUGUGUGUGUGUGUAGGGGGUGCUGUGUGUGUGUGUUCCUGUGUGUGUGU
Molecule: messenger RNA, 1519 nt
Organism: Carcharodon carcharias (great white shark)
Lineage: Eukaryota; Metazoa; Chordata; Chondrichthyes; Lamniformes; Lamnidae
Product: zinc finger protein ubi-d4-like
Exons: 12
Coding region: 27-1253 (408 amino acids)
Biological process (GO): nervous system development
Cellular component (GO): nBAF complex
Source: RefSeq, a predicted model, not a curated record